Molecule: messenger RNA, 657 nt
Organism: Apis laboriosa (Himalayan honeybee)
Lineage: Eukaryota; Metazoa; Arthropoda; Insecta; Hymenoptera; Apidae
Gene: Ctr1A
Product: high affinity copper uptake protein 1
Exons: 4
Coding region: 1-657 (218 amino acids)
Biological process (GO): copper ion transmembrane transport
Cellular component (GO): membrane
Molecular function (GO): copper ion transmembrane transporter activity
Source: RefSeq, a predicted model, not a curated record
AUGGCGCAUAUGAUGAAUGCAACGAAUGGGCAUUCAGCACAUGGUAUUCACGCAUCUCAUCAAGCUAUAGAUCAUUUAAAUAUGCAUGGAAAUAUGCACAAUUCUAUGGAUCAUGCUAAUAUGGAUCAUGGAAGUCAUCUUACUUCUGAUACGAACUCAUGUGCCAGUAUGGGAAUGCACGGUAUGUCAACGAUGUGGUUCCAUGGAGGAUACUGUGAACACGUAUUAUUCGAAUCGUGGAAAAUCACAUCAAUCAGUGGCCUUAUAGGAUCUAUGGUCGGUAUUAUGAUCAUGGCUGCACUUUACGAAGGUUUGAAAUAUUACCGAGAAUAUUUGUUUUGGAAAAUGUAUAAUUCUCUUCAAUAUAGAAGUGUCACGAUGCCCCAAGAAAAAAAUGUCGUAGCCGAGGAUAACAGGGUUGUUCAUAUGGUUGGAGAAGUAAUACACAAACAACCGCCCACAAUGUUAUCAUGGAUGCACACGUUUCAAACGUGCUUACACAUUGUGCAAAUCGUGCUGUCAUAUUUCCUUAUGCUGAUCUUCAUGACUUACAAUGUCUGGUUAUGUUUUGCUGUAGUACUUGGUGCAGCAAUUGGUUACUUUUUAUUUGGAUGGAAAAAAUCUGUUAUCGUGGAUGUUACAGAACAUUGUCAUUAG